AUGGCUACCACAGUAGCCGGCGGCCUGCACAAAAUCGAAGAAACCGUCCUGGGCACCAAAUCCAAGGACAAGAAGCUGGUCGAUCUCGAGCGCGACACCGUCGACGUGCAGACACAGAGCAAAUUCACCACCGACCAUGGAGUGUCCGUCAGCAACACGGAUAAUUGGCUUAGGGUGUUGGACGACCAGCACACUGGGCCGUCGAUGUUGGAGGAUCAGAUUGCGCGGGAGAAGGUGGCUGCGCAGAUCCAUCGCUUCGACCACGAACGUAUCCCCGAAAGAGUCGUCCAUGCGCGCGGAACAGGAGCGUUUGGAAACUUCCGGCUGAAGGAGAGCGCUGAAGACGUCACUUUUGCCGGCGUGCUCACAGACACCUCGCGGAACACGCCUGUAUUCGUGCGAUUCUCCACUGUCCAAGGGAGCAGAGGCAGUGCAGACACGGUCCGCGACGUCCGUGGAUUCGCUGUCAAGUUCUACACCGAUGAAGGGAACUGGGAUAUUGUCGGGAAUAAUAUCCCCGUCUUCUUUGUCCAGGAUGCGAUCAAAUUUCCUGAUUUCGAUCCAGUCCACGCCGUAAAGCCAGAACCACACAAUGAAGUCCCCCAGGCCCAAACAGCCCAUAACAACUUCUGGGACUUUACCUUCCUGCACUCCGAAGUCACCCACAUGUUCAUGUGGGUGAUGUCGGACCGCGCGAUCCCACGAUCCUUCCGCAUGAUGCAGGGCUUCGGCGUCAACACGUUCGCCCUCAUCAACAAGGAAGGCAAACGGCACUUCUGCAAGUUCCACUGGAUCCCCCACCUGGGCGUCAACUCGCUCGUCUGGGACGAGGCGAUGAAACUGGCGGGCCAGGACCCGGAUUUCCACCGCAAGGACCUCAUGGAGGCCAUCGACAACAAGAUCUACCCGAAAUGGGACCUCGCGAUCCAGGUCAUCCCCGAGGAGCGCCAGGACGACUUCGAGUUCGACAUCCUCGACGCCACCAAGAUCUGGCCCGAGGACCAGGUCCCGCUGCGCGUCAUCGGCGAACUGGAGCUCAACCGCAACGUCGACGAGUUCUUCCCCCAGACCGAGCAGGUCGCCUUCUGCACCAGCCACAUCGUGCCCGGCAUCGACUUCACCGACGACCCGCUCCUCCAGGGCCGCAACUUCUCCUACUUCGACACCCAGAUCUCGCGGCUGGGAAUCAACUGGGAAGAGCUGCCGAUCAACCGCCCGGUCUGCCCCGUCAUGAACCACAACCGCGACGGCAAGAUGCGGCACAAGAUCACCAAGGGAACGGUGAACUACUGGCCCAACCGCUUCAACGCCUGUCCUCCCGUAAAAGUCGAGGAGGGCUCGUUCAAGAGCUACCCGCAGCGGAGCGCAGGGUACAAGGACCGGACCGUGAACCCCAAGAUGCGCGAACAUCACAGCCAGGCGCAGCUGUUCUACAACUCGCUUUCCGACCACGAGAAGGCGCACGUCGCCAAGGCCCUCAGCUUCGAGCUCGACCACUGCGACGACCCCGUCGUGUACAACCGCAUGGUGCUGCGCGUGGCUGAGAUCGAUCUCCCCCUCGCGCAAAAGGUGGCCACCAUGGUCGGCGCCCCGACGCCCACGGUGGCAGGCAAACAGAAUCACGGCCGCAGAGUCUCCGGCCUCUCCCAGGUCGAGUUCGCGCCCAAGAUCCCGACCAUCGCGUCGCGGCGCAUCGCCAUCAUCAUCGGCGACGGCUACGACCCCAUUGCCUUUGCGGGCAUCCGCCGCGCGGCGGCCGCCGCAGGGGCACUGCCCAUCGUCAUCGGCACCAGACGCCAGCCCAUCUACGCCCAGGGUGAGGACCGGUCGGCCGGCAAGGGCGUGAUACCAGACCACCAGUACGACGGGGUGCGCUCGACGCUGUUCGACGCGACCUUCAUCCCGGGCGGGCCGCACGUCACGACGCUGGCGACGCAGAACGGGCAGAUCCGGCACUGGAUCGCGGAGACGUUCGGACACCUGAAGACGCUGGGGGCGACGGGCGAGGCGGUCGCGCUGGUCAAGCAAGUGCUUUCCGAGGCGCACUCGAUGACGUUCGCAACCGAAGGGGGCGGCGUCGUCGAGUCGUACGGCGUGGUGACAUGCGUCGAGAAGCAGAAGCCCGAGAGCUUCAGGGAAGGAUUCCAGAUCGUCAAAGACGCCGUCGACUUUGCGGGCAAGUUCUUCUACCAGAUCUCGCAGCACCGGAACUACAGGCGGGAAUUGGAAGGCCUGGCGGCUACAGUUCAUUCCAUUCAGCCUUGGUUUAGAUCACAUCGUAUCAUACCUGAUAAUGAGGAUAACUAUAUGAGAAGGAGGGAAGGACUAGGAAAUUUGAUAAUAUACCGUAUUGUGUUUGCUACUGAAUCUUCCAUUGAGUUGAAAUUUCCUAAGUGA
This is a messenger RNA of Rasamsonia emersonii CBS 393.64, 2397 nucleotides long. RefSeq names its product Catalase. The transcript has 5 exons. Gene Ontology annotation, cellular component: cytosol. Gene Ontology annotation, biological process: hydrogen peroxide catabolic process; response to oxidative stress. Bases 1 to 2397 code for a protein of 798 amino acids. The record is from RefSeq and is a predicted model, not a curated record. Gene Ontology annotation, molecular function: catalase activity; heme binding. Lineage: Eukaryota; Fungi; Ascomycota; Eurotiomycetes; Eurotiales; Trichocomaceae.